Molecule: messenger RNA, 1527 nt
Organism: Lachancea lanzarotensis
Lineage: Eukaryota; Fungi; Ascomycota; Saccharomycetes; Saccharomycetales; Saccharomycetaceae
Gene: CLN1
Product: LALA0S02e08130g1_1
Exons: 1
Coding region: 1-1527 (508 amino acids)
Biological process (GO): regulation of G1/S transition of mitotic cell cycle; regulation of cyclin-dependent protein serine/threonine kinase activity
Source: RefSeq, a predicted model, not a curated record
AUGACAACUUACGACAACAUCCAGCAGGGACUUAUUGUCACUGCCAAACAGACAUACUAUCCAAUUGAGCUUUCCAAUGCUGAAUUGCUAGCACAUUACGAGACCAUCCAAGACUACCAUCAGGACAUAUCCGCGAACGUAAUAUCACAAUCAUGCAAAUUCAAGCCGGAUCCUAAGCUGAUCGAACAACAGCCGGAAAUGGAUUUGCAUCAGACCCGUCAGCAGGUUAUGACGGUUCUAUUCGAGCUUGCAGUCAAGACCCGCGUUACCAAUGGGAUUUUUUUCCAUGCUGCUCGUCUGUACGACCGUUACUGCUCCAAGAGAGUUGUUCUCAGAGAGCAGGCCAAAUUGGUCAUUACCACCUGUCUGUGGCUUGCAGCCAAAACAUGGGGCGGUUGCAAUCACAUCAUAAACAAUAUCUCAGUACCUACUGGAGGUAGGUUUUACGGGCCCAAUCCAAGAGCACGUAUUCCAAGACUCUCAGAACUCGUACAUUACUGCGGCGGGGCCGAAGUUUUUGACGAAAGUAUGUUUUUACAAAUGGAAAGGCACAUCUUAGACACAUUGAGUUGGGACAUCUGUGAGCCCAUGGUCACCGAUUACGUUCUGAACGUGGACGAAAACUGUCUAAUCCAGUAUGAGCUUUACAAAAGACAGAUCGAGCAUAACAAAGAAUGGUUCCACAGAAAGUCUCAAUCUUCAGACAGCGAUGCAACCGAGGCCGACGAGGAGGAAGACGAAGACCUAGACGUAAAGAUCCAAUUGAUUAAUGUGAAAAAAUUUCUUGUAGACCUAGCAACUUGGCAAAACGAGCUUCUCAAAUAUGAAAUGUUCGAGCUCGCUCAUGGAAUUUUCUCCAUCAUCAACAAAUUUACAGGACAGGAGCAGGGACCGCUACUCUUGGCGCCGCUACCGACUUCUGCGAGUCAGGACCGUCUUCUGAGAAUCUUCAUUCUCGGUGUGGUGAGGGCCCCCAGAUCACUGCUAAAACAUUAUGAGGACAGUCCCGGUGUAUUAGCGUUUGUCGAUGCCGUGAAAGAAUACUACGCGCUGGAGCAGAAAAAUAUGCAAAUUGCGUCGCGGAAGGAUCUUUCUCGUACAUCAACGCUGUCCUACGACGUUCCCUCGAUGCCAUCUCCUCCUUACCAAGGUGGAAAUUACACACCUCUGAGAAAUACUUCGGCGCCCUCUGAUGUCAGUAUAUUCAGCACUGCCGAAUCUCAGCCUUCACCUGUGACUCCUGUCAUGUACUCAUUUGCACACAAAACGCAGUCCGGAAGUGCGUGUGGGUCCACGCUCAGCGUAAACAGCAUAUCGAACAAACGAGCCAAGCCGCACGACUACGAAUGUAUGGACCAAGACAAAGAAAACUACAACCAAAACACUUCAGGCUCGACUUUUGCCAUACCACCUCGAGCCAAAUUCGUUGGCAACAGUAUAUUUGCAUCUGGUGGUACGUCUACCACCAACAGCAACCGAUCGUCACUGGUAUCGCUUGCCAUCAGUAACGUUAAUAAUAUGGUGUAA